This is a messenger RNA of Myzus persicae (green peach aphid), 1675 nucleotides long. RefSeq lists its product as uncharacterized. The transcript is spliced from 3 exons. Lineage: Eukaryota; Metazoa; Arthropoda; Insecta; Hemiptera; Aphididae. Bases 353 to 802 code for a protein of 149 amino acids. The record is from RefSeq and is a predicted model, not a curated record.
GUUAGUGGGAAAAAGCAGGAUCUCUGAAAGAAAACCGGUGACUUCCAUUAUCGCAGUGGCGGCAGUGUGUUGAUUAACAGUGUCAGUUAAAGUGACCGUAAAAAUUACUUAUAACAAUACUUAGGCGGUAUAACUCACAGCAAUAUUAUCACGUUUAAUAAACACAAAAAGCGCGUCUACCUACGUAACUAUCUGUUUGAUUCAGUGAAUUUAUAGUUUUUAUUUUUGAAGAUUUUUUGUUUCAUUACGUUUUUUGUUAUUAGACGAGUCGUACUCGACCAAAUGUCGGUCUGUUUACUGUUGUUAAACUAAAUUUUUGAACUCGUUUAUUGCCGCAAGUUAGGUACUUGUAAUGGCGAACAAUCGAAAAUUGGUAAAAGUGUUAUUGGUGGUCAAUAUUGUGUACAUAUGCAUCGGUUUUACAUCGACGAGGUCUCCGAGUCUACAUCAAAAUAAAAAAUUGGCGAACAAAGCAGAGGAAGUCCAAUCGGUUGAAGCCGAAGCUCCUGAAGUAUCUGAAGCAGGAGAGAAUAACGAAGAACCGAACGACGUUCCGCCAGAAAACGGUAGAUUAAACAUGAAACGAAGACCCAACGGCUGCCCAUUUUGCGAUUCUAGUGUGUAUAGUUACUGCUCCGACAAAUUAUUGCACGACGCUUGUUGUUGCCUAGAUCCGCACGAUACAGAUUUACCAAAUGAAUGUCAAUUCGCGGAUUGUACUUUUCUUCACUCAAAUACUUGCCGAGAACAUCGUCUGAUUACUGCUUGUUGUUGUAAUCAGUUCCUCGCACAUAAGAAGUAAACUUAUGACAAUAAUACAAUAUUACAACUAUAUAUUUCGUUGAACUUAAAUCAAUAUACAAACAAACCAACCCUUUACGAUUAAAAUUGUUAAAGUUUGAAACAUGGUAUAAAUAAAAUUAUGUUAGUAUUAUCUUAAUUCACAAAUUUACUAUGCUAAUAAAUUGUAAUGUUUAAAUGAGUUUAUUCUUAUAUUUACUUACUUCAUUGUAUUUUUUUUUAAACUGCAGUUGAAUCGAUGUUUUUGCCGAUGGUUUUUAUGUUUAAAUUUAAAUACAUAUGUCAUUGUUAUGUAAAGUGGUACUCAGAUGUAGGUCAUACGGGACAUUUUUCCACCAAAAAAUUAAAACUUUCUUUUAUCCAAUGGAACUUAUAGAUCAUUAUUAAUCAUCAUCCGCUUUUACACAAAUAAUCUGAUGUUUAACUGAAAAUGUAGAUUCCAAUAUGCCGAUUUAAAAUUUGUAUAGUAUGCUUUUUAUAAGACUAUAUUUAUACAUAUUAGUGUCUUAGACAAAUAUUCUGAAAUAUGUUUAGCCUCAAUGAGCUUCUGCAGACGUCCUUGAUGAUAAAUCAUAUUAUUAUACAUUAUAAUAUACGUUAGUAUUUUACCACUUAAACCGUUUUACACAACAUUUAUUUUAAUAUUUUGGUAGUAUUUACUAUUUAGCAUAGUUUAUAUGUACCUCUGUGUAUCAUAAUAAUUGUUAUAAACUGUAUAGUAAUAUACUUUUACAUUAUAAAUGUUGUACAGAGACCUACGAGAUACUAAUGAACUAGAGUUUUAAAUUAUUUGUACACAAUUAACGAUCCGUUUAUAACAAGAACAAAUAACUAAUAUUGAAUACCUACCUAUUUAUAAAAAAACAAUAAAUAU